Arabis nemorensis is the source of this 1551-nucleotide messenger RNA. The record is from the annotation of a GenBank genome assembly. Lineage: Eukaryota; Viridiplantae; Streptophyta; Magnoliopsida; Brassicales; Brassicaceae.
AUGGUAGCUGUCUUCUACAAAGACAUGUUGAGCUGGUACUUGCUCACUCUCAAGAUCCGCGAAAAACUCGAAACCGAGAACCAAGGAUCCGAACCGGUUAAUGAAGAUCACAACCUUCCCGGUUUACCCGAUAUCACCAGAUCCGAUCAAGACCAAAACAAUCAAAACCGCGAGGCCGGUAAGACCGAGGUAACCAAAGAGAGCCCAAAAGAGGCACGAGACGAUUGGGUGAUCUCGAUUACAGACAAGCUUGAGCAAGCACAUAGAGACGACGACACAACAAUUUGGGGAAAGCUCUGUAUCUACAGAGUUCCAUAUUACCGACAAGAAAAUGACAACAAAUCGUAUUUCCCUCAGACCGUCUCGCUUGGUCCGUACCACCAUGGUAAGAAACGGCUCCGGUCAAUGGACCGUCACAAAUGGCGUGCGGUCAGUAGAGUCUUGAAACGUACGAACCAAAACAUCAAAAUGUACAUCGACGCCAUGAGAGAGCUAGAAGAGAAAGCUCGAGCUUGCUACGAAGGUCCUUUUGGUUUGAACAGUAACGAAUUUGUCGAAAUGCUUGUUCUUGAUGGUUGUUUUGUGCUUGAGCUCUUCAGAGGAGCCGUUGAAGGAUUCCCAGAACUCGGAUAUGCUCGUAACGAUCCGGUUUUCGCAAUGAGAGGAUCGAUGCAUUCGAUUCAACGCGACAUGAUAAUGCUGGAAAAUCAACUUCCUUUGUUUGUUCUAAAUCGGUUAUUAGAGCUACAGCUUGGUACACGGAACCAAACCGGUCUAGUAGCGCAAUUAGCAGUUCGGUUCUUUGAUCCACUAAUGCCAACGGACGAGCCAUUGACCAAAACUGACCAGUCAAAACUCGAGAACUCGCUAGCAAGAGGAGCCUUUGACCCAUUUGCCGAUAUGGGCGAAUUGCAUUGUCUAGAUGUUUUCCGUCGAAGUCUUCUCCGGUCUAGUCCUACACCGGAGUCAAGGUUGUCAAGAAAGAAAUGGACUCGGAACACGCGUGUGGCGGACAAACAACUAAGAGCAGCCGGUAUUAAGUUCCGGAGAAGAAAAACCGACCGGUUUUGGGAUAUACAAUUCAAAAACGGUUAUCUAGAGAUACCGAGGCUACUUAUUCAUGAUGGUACCAAAUCUCUUUUCUUGAAUCUUAUAGCUUUCGAGCAGUGUCAUAUCGACUCAAGCAACGACAUAACAUCCUACAUAAUCUUCAUGGACAAUCUAAUAGAUUCUCACGAAGAUGUUAGUUACUUGCAUUACUGCGGUAUUAUCGAACAUUGGCUAGGGAGCGAUUCCGAAGUCGCGGAUUUGUUCAACCGUUUAUGUCAGGAGGUUGUUUUCGACACCGAAGAUAGCUAUCUAUCUCGGUUAUCGAUUGAGGUUAACCGUUAUUACAAUCAAAAGUGGAAUGCUUGGAGGGCAACCUUGAAACACAAGUACUUCAAUAAUCCAUGGGCAAUUGUCUCUUUUUCUGCUGCGGUUAUUCUACUAAUUCUCACAUUAUCUCAGAGUUUUUAUGCUGUUUAUGCUUAUUACAAACCAGCUUCUUAA